AUGACGCUCAAAGACACCUACCAACGCUUCCUCGACCUGCCAAAUCCCAUCAGCCUUUCUGAGAAUGCCUCCCUUCACUACAUCACAACCUUGACCACCUUUUCGCAGCCUGCACAGAUUAUCCGACAUCUCGAAUCUCACGAUAAAAAGGUGGUGAAGACAAGAAGCGCAAGAAUCCUCUCGGUUGUCGAAGGGGGAUUCGCAUUGGCAUUGGAGGUCGAGACAAUCCUAGAGUUCAUUUCAGGAGGAGGAGUAUACCUGCCAGGUCUCGAGAAUUUCGUGGUCGACAAGAUAGCGACUAUUCCGACGACUCAUUUCGUCCUCUUCGAUGCGGACGGCAAGAUCUCUCAAAUCAGAAUAUCCUGGGAUCAGGGCUCGCUGUUGAAACAGACCGAAGUGAUCGGGGCAAGGGCGAAGAAUUGGCCCCUCACUGACGGCAAGGAUCAAGUCAGACUCAUCAGUACCAGUUCGACGACCGCGCCCACCGUGGCUUCGCAAUUGCCCAGCAGUCCGCGUGGACGAUCCGAGAACCAAAGCCUUGCCUCCUCUCGAAACGUGUCUCCCGGGAAAAAGCACAUUAAAGACCCAUACGCGAGUCUUGACCUCUUCUCUGCAAAACCCGUCGACGAGCCCGCGCCUCUGGUAAGCCCGAACGCCGUGGCACCACGCGCUUCCGCGAAACCUCCACCCCGCGAAAUGAGUGAACUUUUUGCUGCUGGUCAUGAAGACCAUGAGCCUGGGUCGCCUAAAAAGGUCCCAGCUCAACCGGUCAUUGCACCAAAGGGAGCUGGAAGUCAAAAGUUUGCACCUCCCCGCCUCUUUGCAGACGAUGACAAUGAGCCUCAGGCCGUGGGCUACAAGUCUGACCCUUCCAAAUACAACCACUUUGAUAUGGGCGAUACAAUCGAGAAUGAUCCCAUGCAAUACCGAGAAAAUUCUGGGAAACCAAAGACGGUGCCAUUGCGUCCCAGAACGAACAAGCAUCUGUCUCAGUGGGAUUUUGACGACUUUUCGACACCGGCCAAGGUUCCGCAGAAGGUUCGAGGUCAAGAUGUGGUGCAUUUCAGCCUGGACAAUAACAACAGAGACGUUGAGACUCCUGCUGGUGCUGGAAGGAGAGCUACUGGCAAGCCACGCCGGGAUAACGACGCCCAUUUUGAAUUUCAGGAUGAUGGCACUCCAGUUGAGCGACACGUCGUGCCCAAGCCACGCAAAGAUGCCGAGACGCACUUUGAGAUGAGAGAUACUGCCACCCCUGCUCCCAAUCGCACGUCAGACCGUCCAACUAGUUCAGGCCGACAGGGACUGUAUGACAACAACAUAUUCGAUGAAGAUGAAGGUUACAGACCAAAAGAUAAGGCCCCGCUGUCAACCAUCACCAACAACGCAAGUCGAAAGAAUGAUUUUGGCAGCCAUUGGUCCAUGUCAGAUGUGUCGCCUGCCAACGAGAAAAGCAACGAGAACAAUGGGAUUCGGGGACACCAGAAGAAACCCUCUCAGAUGGACGCUCACUGGGAUACUUCCGAUCAGACCCCGGAACAGGUUAAGGCACCAAGUCAAAGUGGACUCAGAAAGGGAAUGGAGAGUCACUGGAGCCAUGGAGACUACGAGCAGCCGACUCCUAAGAAUCAGGGCAAGGCUCAAAAGAGUUUCUGGGACUUCUGA
Messenger RNA from Exophiala xenobiotica, 1665 nucleotides. RefSeq lists its product as uncharacterized. The coding region runs from base 1 to 1665 and encodes 554 amino acids. The transcript is spliced from 2 exons. Lineage: Eukaryota; Fungi; Ascomycota; Eurotiomycetes; Chaetothyriales; Herpotrichiellaceae. The record is from RefSeq and is a predicted model, not a curated record.